Messenger RNA from Xiphophorus maculatus (southern platyfish), 5554 nucleotides. It is a transcript of the gene clstn2a, whose product is annotated as calsyntenin-2-like. Bases 109 to 2958 code for a protein of 949 amino acids. The transcript has 18 exons. The record is from RefSeq and is a predicted model, not a curated record. Gene Ontology annotation, biological process: homophilic cell-cell adhesion; positive regulation of synapse assembly; positive regulation of synaptic transmission. Gene Ontology annotation, molecular function: calcium ion binding; X11-like protein binding; amyloid-beta binding. Gene Ontology annotation, cellular component: cell surface; postsynaptic membrane. NCBI's taxonomy places the organism in Eukaryota, Metazoa, Chordata, Actinopteri, Cyprinodontiformes, Poeciliidae.
UUCCUUCGCGCGACCGUCCAGCUGAGUAGAUCCCCGCGCUCGCGAGGUGAGCCAGGAUUUGAGGAGAGGAGGGCACGCGAAGACGUUUCACACUCAGCUCGACAAAACAUGCACAUCCUCGGCGUCCCGUUUGUGCUGCUCUGGCUUCUCUCCGGCCCCUCCUGCGCUCUCGGUGGGAAAGUCAACAAGCACAAGCCUUGGAUAGAGACCUCUUACCAUGGAGUGAUUACAGAGAACAUGGAGACGGUGCUGCUGGACCCUCCACUGGUCGCGCUGGACAAGGAUGCUCCGGUUCCUUAUGCUGGGGAGAUUUGCUCCUUCAAGAUCUUUGGUCAGGAUGCCCCUUUUGAGGCAGUGGUGUUGAAUCGCACAUCAGGAGAAGGAGUCCUGAGAGCCAGCAGUCAUGUGGACUGUGAGAGCCAGAAGGAAUACACCUUCAUCAUCCAGGCUUACGACUGCGGCGACGGCCCUAGUGGAGCUAACUGGAAAAAAUCUCACAAGGCUGUGAUUCACAUACAGGUGGAUGAUGUCAACGAGUUCAGCCCCGUGUUUAGAGAGUCUCUUUACAAGGCGUCAGUGACUGAAGGCAAGAUCUAUGACAGCAUCCUGCAGGUGGAGGCGUGGGACCAGGACUGUUCACCGCAGUACAGUCAGAUCUGUAACUAUGAAAUUGUGACUGGAGGAACCCCAUUUGCCAUAGACCGCAAUGGUAACAUCAGAAACACAGAGCGACUAAGUUAUGAAAAGCAGCAGAGCUACAGGAUUAUGGUGUCUGCCUUUGACUGCGGUCAGAAGAAAGCAAAAGAGGAUGUGGCAGUUCACAUCGAAGUCAAGCCUGUCUGCAAACCUGGAUGGCAAGGCUGGAACAAGCGAGUGGACUACGAGCCGGGGACCGGAAGCAAGCAGCUCUUUCCCAAGAUGCACCUGGAAACAUGCGGCGGUCCGCUGUCAGGUGUGAAGGCCAUGGUGGAGCUGCAGACAAAUCACAUCGGAAAGGGCUGCGACCGUGAAACCUACUCUGAAAAGUCUCUGCAGAAACUUUGUGGAGCAGCCUCAGGCAGCACCGACCUCCUUCCUGCCCCGAGCCCCUCCACAAACUGGACCGCAUCUCUCCUCACCGACAGCGGACGCGAGAGCGACCUCAUCUACAGGUUCGACGGGCGCCAGGCUGCAAAUGUUCCGUUUCACGUGGUGCCGCAGAACCUGACAGACCAGUUCACCAUAGCAACGUGGAUGAAACACGGGCCGAGUCCGGGACUUAGAGCUGAGAAGGAAACCAUACUGUGCAACUCUGACAAGACAGAGAUGAACCGCCACCACUACUCUCUGUAUGUUCACAACUGCCGCCUGGUGUUCCUGCUCAGGAGAGAUUUCACGCAGAUUGACACUUUCCGACCCGCUGAGUUCCACUGGAAGCUGGAGCAGAUCUGUGAUAAGGAGUGGCACUACUACGUGAUCAACGUGGAGUUUCCGGCAGUGACGCUCUUCGUCGAUGGCGUGACUUAUGAGCCGUACCUGGUGACGGAUGAUUGGCCGAUUCAUUCCUCAAAGAUUGAUACCCAGCUGACUGUGGGUGCCUGCUGGCAAGGUGGCGAGGUGGCAACGCCGAGGUUCACCCAGUAUUUCCACGGCAGCCUCUCAGGUCUGACGAUCCGACCAGGCCGCAUUGAAACCCAGAAGGUUAUCUCCUGCUUGCAGGCCUGCAAAGAAGGCCUUGACAUUAACUCCCUCGAAAGCCUAGCUAAGGACAUAAAGUUUCACUUCAACCCGGCCCAGUCAGUUCUGGUGGUGGAAGGAGGGGAUGUGGACAGCAUCAACACAGCCAUGACCAAAGUCUCUUACAUCAACUCUCGGCAGUUCCCCACACCAGGCCUCAGACGGCUGCACAUCUCCACAUCUGUACAGUGUUUUGGAGAGGACACAUGUGUCUCCAUCCCGGACAUCAAGGCGGUGGUCAUGGUGCUGCCACCCAGUGAACCCAGAAUCACCAUUUCAGGAUCCAAGCAGCUUGUCAGACCCGCCAGCGACCUCCGCAGCCCGCUGGGCGUGGCGCCCUUCAAAGAGCUUCGGAUCACCAGCACGGUGAUGAAGGGCGACAGCUUUGGUGGAUACCGUCGGCCAGGGGUGAUGGAGGUGAUGCAUAACCUGGACUACUGUGAUGUGCUUGUAAUCGGAGACGAACUGGAACCAGAGAGCGAGAGCCUGGAGAUUCAGCACAGCGCUUUACUGGGAAAACACCUCGACGCCACCAACUCCACCUCUGGAAUAUCAAUAUAUGGUGUGGACUCCAUGGCCCACUAUGAGCAGGUCCUGAGACAGCUACGCUACAGGAACUGGAGACCUGCCUCUCUGACGGAGAGAAGGUUCAGACUUACCUGCUCCGAACUCAAUGGACGUUACACCAGCAACGAGUUCAACCUGGAGAUCAGCGUUCUUCACCACACUGCACCCAUGGAGCACGUUAAUCACAUGGCCGGCCAGUCCCAGUACAUGAGACCGGUCCAUCACCCGCUGAUGAUCCACACCCUGAACUCACACAUGUCAGGUCCAGCGCCCCCUGCGGCCACAGUUGUCAUCGUGGUGUGCAUCGCCGCCCUGGUGAUCAUUGUGGUGAUCGGGAUCUACAGGAUCCAUGCCACACAUCAGGAGGGCUCCAGAGAUGAAGAGGAUGAAAUCAAAGAUCCAGAGUCGGACUGGGAAGGCUCUGGACUCAACAUCACUGUCAACCCCAUGGAGGACAUGAGAGGACCCCAGGCGCUGGGAGAAGCUGCGAGAGGAGAAGAAUGCGAGGAGGAGGAGGAUGAAGAAGACGACGCUGAGCUGGUGGGAGGCAUGACGAUCGUUGAAUCAGACAGCAGUGAUGAAGACGAAGAGGAGGGGAACAAAGGAAGAGAAGAGGUUAACGGGAGGAAGCAGAAGGGGAAACCUGAGUGGGACAGUUCAUGUGGAACAUACUAAGCACACACACAGGAAUCCGUCUACACAAACACAGUGGCUUUAUCUCUCUCAACUGCACACACACACACUCACACACCCACUACGCAGGCAUUAACACAUGCUUGUCACACACACACACAAAUUGUCUGAUAAAAUCAAUUACAAUCUUUUGCUGGAAAAAUACACAAAUUCUCCCAUGUUGUUGUUUUUGAAGUAAUAUCGCCCUCUUCUGGACAAAGUCAAACAUUAGCUGCAGUGCCACAGUGCUGGAAAUCAUUAUCCGAGUGUUUGUCAUUGUUCCCGCCUCUGGCAGCGAGGCAGAGCAUCCAUAAACACACAAAAUAAGCACAUGUGUCAUUUCACCAUUUGUGAUGGUGUUUAGGCGUGUGUGUGUGUGUGUGUGUGUGUGUGUGCAGACAAGUCUGAAGUUUUUCUUCAUAACACAUAAAACUCAUUUCUUGUCCCAGAAUUUAGUACAGUGUGUUACAAAAAGUAUUCAUACACUAAACUUUUCCAGUUAUCUCAACACGUUGCAACCAAACUUCAAUGUUUUUAGCUAUACGUGACAGACCAACACAGAGUGACACUUCAAGCCGUCUGCAGCCUCUAUCAACUUCUAUCCAUCUUCCAAAGACCAGCUUAUCGGUCUUUGACAAAUAAGAGCCUCCCGACAGCAUGAUGCCGCCUCCACUAUGUUCCCCCUGUAGGGAUGAUGUGUAAUGAUAGUUUUCCUUGGCAAAACGCUGUCUUUGCAUUUAAUCCAAAAAGUUCAAUGAUGCUCUGCUCAACAGAGCAUCCAGCCCACAUGUUUACUGUGUCAUCUACGUAGUUGGCUUGUGGCAAAGUGAAAAUGGGGAUUUUUUAUCUAUUUCUAUUAACAAUGGCUUCCACACACGCAAUUUUGAUACUUGGCAGAAAUUGCAAAGUAUUGCAAAUUGUUGUCUUGCAAUUCCAAGAAAACAAAGUAAAAAGUAAACAAAUAACAUAUUCUCAAUAAGCACUAUAUUGAAGUAAAACAAAAACAUUCAGGAAGUUUGUAGCUUAUAUAACCUAUCGACAGAUUCUCUCACCUGAGCUUUGAUUCUCUGCUGCUCCUCCAACACUACCAUGGCCCCCUGAGCUGCUGCUUUGAUUAAUGCUCUUCUUCCCAAGCCUCUUAGUUUAGGGGAAGUCUCAUUUCCUGGUUUGUUUGCAGUUUUGCGUAUGCAUAUUGCAAAUUUAAAUGUCGAGAUGAUGGAUUGAACAGCACUUCUUGAAAUGGCAGAGUUGUAGAGGAUUUCAUUUAUCUCCACAUUGUGAUACUUUUCUUUCCCCCGUUCACAUUUGUGAACCCGUUUGUCCUGGUUCAUCACAUAGAAUCCCUUCAAAAUGUGUGGUUGUAAAAGGACAAAAUGUGAAAAAAAAGUUAACAAGCUAUGAAUACUUAAGCAAAGCGCUGUACACAUGUCCUAACAUUACUUUUUGUUUUCAUGUCUUAACCGCAUUGUCUGCAAAUCAUAUGUAUGAAUUCAUGUGUCCACAGGUUAAUAUAUGCAUAAAACUUUUAGAUAUAGAUUAUUGAAUCUAAAUAUUCUGUGUAGUGUAGCAAUGUUGUUGCUCAGUGUUCGUCAUCCCUGUCUGCAGCCUCACGCCGCCUCCUUCUGCAUGAGCAGUGCUGUGGCUCUGUGGCCUGCGCAUCGUCAAAAAUAUGGGAUCUCUCACUACAAAGCACUCCUCAUUUCUUGUAUGCUGCAUACAAUGACCAUGCAACAACAGAUUAGUUCGGCUAGGUUUUUAAAGCUAACUUAAUCAUGUUGUUUUUAUCCCAAAAGCUUUUCUGUCUUGAAUCGGAAGUCCGUAAUCGCAUAGAGGUACUUUAAUUCAAGUCUGAAGGCCAAAACUGGCCUCAAAAUGAAACGUAAAGAGAGGCAGAUUUUAAAAAUUGUGAUUAAAGCAAUAUGUAUGUUAGUCUACAACUUACACAGGACUUUCAUGAUCAUAGGCAUCACCAUAAUUGCCACCCAGCAUCACCCUGCAGCAAGGUUGAACUCUGAGAAAUAGCGACAGAAGAGAUUUUUUGUUUUUUAAGUUUAAAUGAGUUUAAAUGUAAUGUGUAAACAUACGUUAGUCUGACUGAGAGGUUCCCUCUCCACCUCCUCAUAACCAUUUCAGCCUCCAGUGCCAAUCAGAAGUUUACAUCCACUCAGCAUGAGCAUGAAUAUUAUCACUUUUGGACUUCAUUUACACCUAUUAACACACACACAUGGCGUUUUAUUAAUUUUAAAUACAAAGCUGGGUGCACUAAUUUGAUUUUCUUUUGAACUUUCUCUAAUACACACAAUGGCAAAAUAGAUAUUAGGUCAAAUAUGUGCAUACGCCCUAAAUAUUAGAAUCAAUGUCUCUUAGCAUCUUGCAGCACAAAUAAAUCAACCAAAUGAAUGUUACAAUGGAUGGAAAAAAAUGACCAGAACUAUAAACAUUCGAGUGUUGGUGCUUUCCACCCACUUAUUGAGACAAAAGCAGUUUAUUUCCUGUUGCAUUUCUAUAGAUGGAUGCUUGGUUAAAGCAGUGUUUCUCAAUUCCGGUCCUCAUGCACCCCCUGCCCUGCAUGUUUUAGGUGUUUCCCUUCUGCCACCCA